AUGGCAUUUACCCCACCAGCAACUUGGGUUACCCCUCACACAUGGACACGCGAGAACAGCGAUAUUUUCAUAUCAAAUGAUCCUGCUCUACUAUCCGUAGAGGCUGUCAAACAUGCAUUUGAACAACACUUCGUUUUCUGGGUUACUGAUCCCAUCCCAGAAGAUGCUCUCCGACAAAUGCUUUACGGUGCGGUGAGCUUUGGUGUUUAUAAGCGUAUCCACCCGCGGAGUGAUGAUACUACAUCGACCAAGAACACAGAACAGAUAGGACUUGCACGCAUGACGACAGAUGGGGCUAGCUUCGCCUACCUAGCAGAUGUCUAUGUGCUUCCUGAAUAUCAAGGGAAAGGACUGGGAAAAUGGCUUAUUGAGUGUAUUCGAGAAGUCUUCUCCAAGCCCAAUAUGCCAUAUCUACGCCGCAUUAUGUUAUUCACGGGCAACGAGAGAACUCAAGCAUUUUAUACUAAGCUUCUCAACAUGAAAGAGCUUGGACAUGAGGAAAGACCGGAGCUUGGAAUUGAUUUAAAAAUUCUGUGUGCGCGACCCUAA
Messenger RNA from Penicillium angulare, 549 nucleotides. RefSeq names its product GNAT family N-acetyltransferase. Bases 1 to 549 code for a protein of 182 amino acids. Gene Ontology annotation, molecular function: acyltransferase activity, transferring groups other than amino-acyl groups. The record is from RefSeq and is a predicted model, not a curated record. NCBI's taxonomy places the organism in Eukaryota, Fungi, Ascomycota, Eurotiomycetes, Eurotiales, Aspergillaceae. The transcript has a single exon.